GUGACCGCAGUAAUAGGUUAUCACUUCCGCUCCGCCACAUGUAAACAGCGACAGCGAAGUGUCACGAGUUCAAGUCGUUGAUAAGUCAUCGCCGCAGAUAAAUGUUUGCACAGUAUCGAGGAUAACAAAGGGAACAUGAAGUACAGUUAAGGAUAUGCUAGGAUAAGAUAAGCCAGGGCGAUGUCGUCAUUGAGGGACAGGGUGCCCCUAGUGUCAGAGCCUGUGAAUAGCGCAGACAGUGAACCAAGGCGAGGGUUUGAAAUCGCACCUGGUCAAGUCACAAUACCUGAGACACAGAGUGAUUUUGAUGGGAGCGAGGGUAUCAAGUUCAGUUUCCGUAAGCUAUGGGCAUUCACUGGCCCUGGUUUUCUUAUGAGUAUAGCUUACCUGGACCCUGGCAAUAUAGAGUCUGACCUGCAGUCUGGGGCCAUUGCCAAAUACAAGCUCCUGUGGGUUUUGAUGUGGUCCACAGUGCUGGGACUGGUUCUUCAGCUCCUGGCAGCAAGACUGGGCUGUGUCACAGGUAAAAAUCUUGCUCAGAUAUGCCGUGAGGAGUACCCGACUGCUCCUAGAAUAGUGUUAUGGCUGAUGAUGGAACUUGCUAUCAUAGGAAGUGAUAUCCAGGAGGUGGUUGGGUCUGCCAUUGCCAUCAAUUUACUGUCUAAUAAUUUAAUUCCAAUCUGGGCAGGAGUACUUAUAACUGGCAUAGACACCUUUACCUUUCUGUUCCUGGAGUCAGCGGGACUGAGGAAGUUAGAGCUGUUGUUUGGUUUUCUUAUCACAAUAAUGGCUGUCUGUUUCAUGUAUAUGUAUAUAGCAGUGAAGCCUGACCAAGGAGACAUAUUGAUAGGACUGUGGUUUCCUUGGUGUCAAGACUGUAAGAAAGAUGCCAUAGAACAACUAGUGGGAAUAGUGGGUGCUGUCAUCAUGCCUCAUAAUAUCUAUCUACAUAGUGCCUUAGUACUGUCACGUGUUCUUGAGCGAACAAGCACAAGAAAAGUUGAAGAGGCUAACAUGUAUUACUCCAUAGAGUCAGCUAUUGCCCUUUUUGUUUCCUUCCUAAUUAACUUAUUCGUAGUGGCAGUCUUUGCCAAAGCAUUCUCAGAGGGGUCUGGAUUCACCCCAGAUGAGGCCAGUUUACAAACUGCUGGUGUAUGGAUUUUUCGAAAGUUUGGUUUGCCCAUGAAAAUUAUUUGGGGUAUAGGGAUCCUCUCUGCUGGUCAGAGCUCCACUAUGACUGGAACCUAUGCUGGUCAGUUUGUUAUGGAGGGUUUUCUCAAUAUCCAUUGGGCAAAAUGGAAGAGGGUUCUACUGACUCGAUCCAUCGCUAUUGUGCCAACCAUUAUUGUAGCCCUGACGGCUCAUCAAGACAUUGACUUCUUAAACAGCUGGCUAAAUGUCCUGCAGAGUGUGCAGUUGCCCUUUGCGUUGCUUCCAAUACUCCACUUUACCAACAGUGAGAGAGUCAUGGGAAAGUUUAAGAAUGGAAAGGUAAUGCAGUUGGUGGUAUGGCUACUGGCAGCCCUAGUUAUGGGAGUCAAUUUUUACCUGGCAUACCUUUAUUUGUUUGAUUCUGGUCAGCAAGCUUGGCUGAUGGUGAUCAUUGCUCUGGUUAUAGUGAUCUACCUCAUGUUUGUGGUCUAUUUGGCAAUUGGGCUGAGGAACAUUACACUUCUCAAGAUUUGGUUUGCAAGGAAACGAGGCAGGGAAGUGUUUUACUUGGAAGAGGAACUACGGAUUAGGGACAGCUAUUGUUACACAGCAUUUGGACAUGACCGCACAAAUUCUGUUCUCUCCCAGCGCGAGGCGCCAUUGUCCGGAUCUGUCCAAAUAAAUCAGUCCUCAUCACUUCCAGUUGCGGGCGAUCUAUGAUAUUUUAUCACCAUAAACAGUAAAUGACGGUCAACUUUAAAAGAAGUACUACUGACAGCAUCUGUCAAGAUGAACAGUGCUUCCAGUUUUUAAUGACAAUUAUUUGUAUUUGAACAGAGUCAAUACCUUAUCAAAUGAUGAACAAAUAACAACGCUUUAAGUUAAAUGCUCAUUAUUCCAAUAUUUUUUUCUGAAAGAAGAGCCAGUAUCUCCAUGAAAGUGAGAAGGGCAACUUUUUUUGUUGUGACCUACUUAAUAUUUAUUUAUUUUUGAUUUUUUUCAUUGGGGUAAGGUUCAGUAAGAAUGUUUUUGUUAUUCACAGUAACCAAACUUACUGAACAAAUACCAGUAUACUUGGUGCAAUAUUUUAGAAUACCGUAUAACAAUUCAUAUAGAACAUCAUGUCAUGCCAGAGUUAAACAUUAAUACAAUGUACGUAUAAUCAUUGCAAAGAAUGCGAAAAUCUUUAAGUUAGUAAUUUUUCUACACAGUUUUGUACACUUGGGCAUUGUCUUUUUUAACAUCUACAAUGCUUAGAGGGCCAGAAUCACAAGGUUUUUAAUUUUAUCGACCAGAAAUCCAACUUUGUUCAGAAGCGUGUUACAGCAUGUAACAGUGUUACGGACACUUCACGUUAACAUGUAUCCUACUUUUUGGACAUAAUCGUCAUAUUUUCCAAAUGUUAUUCGUUAAAUUAAAAAAUGUAGACAAUUGUUUAACACAUAUUAUUAAUAAGAGCCUUUUGGUUGCUAUGCUUUUAAUAAAAUUCUUCUUCUU
Lingula anatina is the source of this 2649-nucleotide messenger RNA. RefSeq lists its product as uncharacterized. Gene Ontology annotation, molecular function: manganese ion transmembrane transporter activity; cadmium ion transmembrane transporter activity; iron ion transmembrane transporter activity. Gene Ontology annotation, cellular component: endosome membrane; plasma membrane. The record is from RefSeq and is a predicted model, not a curated record. Gene Ontology annotation, biological process: iron ion transmembrane transport; manganese ion transport. Lineage: Eukaryota; Metazoa; Brachiopoda; Lingulata; Lingulida; Lingulidae.